Chinchilla lanigera (long-tailed chinchilla) is the source of this 1988-nucleotide messenger RNA. RefSeq names its product 5'-aminolevulinate synthase 2 (gene Alas2). Gene Ontology annotation, cellular component: mitochondrion; mitochondrial matrix. The coding region runs from base 22 to 1863 and encodes 613 amino acids. The record is from RefSeq and is a predicted model, not a curated record. Gene Ontology annotation, biological process: hemoglobin biosynthetic process; erythrocyte development; heme biosynthetic process. The transcript has 11 exons. Gene Ontology annotation, molecular function: pyridoxal phosphate binding; 5-aminolevulinate synthase activity. Lineage: Eukaryota; Metazoa; Chordata; Mammalia; Rodentia; Chinchillidae.
UAAGCCAGGGGUUAGGGAUAAAUGCCAGGUCCUAAUCCACAGCACCCAUCCGUCUUUUGGUUCGUCCUCAGUGCAGGGCAACAGGAGUUCGGGCUCAAGAUGGUAGCAGUAGCCAUGUUACUACAGUACUGCCCAGUGCUUGCCCGGACCCCCACUGGCCUCUUGGGCAAAGUGAUUAAGACUCAUCAGUUCCUGCUUGGUACCGGACGCUGUCCCAUCCUAGCCACCCAAGGACCAACCUGUUCUCAAAUCCACUUUAAGGCAACUAAGGCUGGAGAGGAUUCUCCAUCUUGGGCCAAGGGCCACUGUCCAUUUAUGCUGUCAGAACUCCAGGAUGGAAAGAGCAAGAUUGUGCAGAAGGCAGCCCCAGAAGUCCAGGAGGAUGUGAAGACUUUUAAGACAGACUUGCCAAACUCCCUGGCCCCAAGUAGCCUAAAGAAACCAUUCACUGGUCCUCAGGACGCAGAACAGACUUCAGGGACACUCCCACAUCUGAUUCAGAACAAUAUGGCUGGAAUCCAUGCUUUUGAUUAUGACCAGUUUUUCAGGAAUAAGAUCAUGGAGAAGAAACAGGACCACACUUACCGUGUUUUCAAGACAGUGAACCGCUGGGCUGAAGCAUAUCCUUUUGCCCGACAUUUCCCUGAGGCAUCCGUCGCCCCAAAAGAUGUGUCUGUCUGGUGUAGUAAUGACUACCUGGGCAUGAGCCGGCACUCUCGGGUCUUGCAGGCCACGCAAGAGAUUCUACAUCGUCAUGGAGCUGGAGCUGGUGGUACCCGAAACAUCUCAGGUACCAGUAAGUUUCAUGUGGAGCUUGAGCAGGAGCUAGCUGAACUGCACCAGAAGGAUUCGGCCCUGCUCUUCUCUUCCUGCUUUGUGGCCAAUGACUCUACACUCUUCACGUUGGCCAAGAUCCUGCCGGGGUGUGAAAUUUACUCAGAUGCAGGCAACCAUGCUUCCAUGAUCCAAGGUAUUCGCAACAGUGGUGCAGCCAAGUUUGUCUUCAGGCACAAUGACCCUGACCACCUGAAGAAACUUCUAGAGAAGUCCAACCCUAAGACACCCAAAAUUGUGGCCUUUGAGACUGUUCACUCCAUGGACGGUGCCAUCUGUCCCCUUGAGGAGUUGUGUGAUGUUGCCCACCAUUAUGGAGCUUUGACCUUCGUAGAUGAGGUCCAUGCUGUUGGACUGUAUGGGUCCCAUGGUGCUGGGAUAGGGGAACGUGAUGGAAUUAUGCACAAGAUUGACAUCGUCUCUGGAACUCUCGGUAAAGCUUUUGGCUGUGUGGGCGGCUAUAUUGCCAGCACUUACCACUUGGUGGACAUGGUGCGCUCCUACGCUGCUGGAUUCAUCUUCACCACUUCACUGCCCCCCAUGGUGCUUUCUGGGGCUUUAGAAUCUGUACGUGUGCUCAAGGGAGAGGAAGGCCAAGCCCUGAGGCGGGCCCACCAGCGCAACGUCAAGCACAUGCGCCAACUACUAAUGGACCGGGGCCUUCCUGUCAUCCCCUGCCCCAGCCAUAUCAUUCCUAUCCGGGUGGGCAAUGCAGCACUCAACAGCAAGGUCUGUGAUCUCCUGCUUUCCAAGCAUGGCAUCUAUGUGCAGGCCAUCAACUACCCAACUGUACCCCGGGGUGAGGAGCUGCUGCGCCUGGCACCUUCUCCCCACCACAGCCCUCAGAUGAUGGAAGAUUUUGUUGGUAAGCUGCUGGUAGCCUGGACUGAGGUGGGGCUGCCCCUCCAGGAUGUGUCUGUGGCUGCUUGCAAUUUCUGUCACCGUCCUGUGCACUUCGAGCUCAUGAGUGAGUGGGAACGCUCCUACUUUGGCAACAUGGGACCCCAAUAUGUUACCACCUAUGCCUGAGAAGCCAGCUGCCUUAGAUGCUUACCCCAUCUGCACUUCACAUGGGACCGGGCCUCCUCCUGUCUUCUGCUUUCUUGUGUGCCUCUAGCUGACCAGAUUCUAAAAAUAAAGAGCAAAUUGCAUCA